Messenger RNA from Leptopilina heterotoma, 1206 nucleotides. Its product is annotated as GATA zinc finger domain-containing protein 14-like. Gene Ontology annotation, molecular function: nucleic acid binding; zinc ion binding. The transcript has a single exon. Bases 1 to 1206 code for a protein of 401 amino acids. NCBI's taxonomy places the organism in Eukaryota, Metazoa, Arthropoda, Insecta, Hymenoptera, Figitidae. The record is from RefSeq and is a predicted model, not a curated record.
AUGGCUCUUCCAAAUAAUCAGCAAGUGUCUUUACGCGAUGCUUUAGAAACAAUACCAAUGUUUGACGGAAAAAACAUACCACUAUCUAUAUUUAUUGAAAGUUGUUUAGAAGCAAAAUCUAUGCUUCCUGAUAAUGCACAAGUACAAACAAAUUUAGUAAAAUUAAUUAGGAGUCUAAUUUCGGGUGAAGCAAGAAGAAUUAUAAUAGGAAAUAAUUUUAAUACAGUAGAACAGUUAACAGAAAGAUUAAAACAAAUUUACGCGCCAGCAAAGUCUGUAUAUCAGUUACAAGGAGAACUAGGAGCAAUAUAUAUGUGGGAACACGAAAAUGUAAUUUCUUAUGAGUCAAGAAUCGCAGAAAGAAUAUUAGACGCGCAUAGGAUUAGCAAUGAAAAUAGAGUAGAUGAACCAUUUAAAGCAAGUUUAGAUAAAACAACUGUUGAUUAUUUUUCACGAGGACUUAGACCAGAAAUUGAAAUACGAAUUGGAACAGCAGAUACAUUUCAAGAGAUAGUAAAUAAAGCAGUAGAAAUAGAAAGAAAAUUAUUAUCCCACCGUGAAUUACGAAAAAGUGAGCAAAAUACUGAUUAUAAUUCUCAUCCUAAAAAUAAUAAAGACUUUGCUAAAACAACAAAAAUUAAUAUCGCUCAAGAUAACAUAAUAACUUGUUUAGUUUGUGGAAAGAAAGGUCAUUUUGCAGUAAAUUGUUUUCAACUUAAUAAAUUGAUAGCACCAAGACGAGAAAACUCCUUUUAUCCAGGAUCACGACAAAAUUUUUCAAACCAGAAUCAAAAUCGAUUCAACAAUCCAAAUCCAACGUUUAAUAGAUUUCAAAGUCAAAACUUUUACAAAAAUCAUCAACAAAAUCACUUUCAAAAUCAAUUUAGAAACACAUCACAAAAUCAGUUUAGAAACAUACCACAAAAUCAAUUCCGAACUCCAUACCAAAAUGAAAGACAAAAUCAACAACAAAACAUUUUCCAAAAUCAACAAAGAAAUUUCUCUCAAGAACCAAGAACUAACAAUACUACAAACUUUGCGAAUAGAAAUCAAAGUAUAACGUGUAAUUAUUGCAAAAAAUUAGGACACAUUUCCACCAAUUGUAGGAAAAAGAUGUGGGAUGAUAACAAUAGACAACAACAAACAAAUUCACAAACACAAAAUCAGGGAAACUCCAAAAUUCCUCUUUGGGGGUCGAUUACGUAA